Periconia digitata is the source of this 395-nucleotide messenger RNA. NCBI's taxonomy places the organism in Eukaryota, Fungi, Ascomycota, Dothideomycetes, Pleosporales, Periconiaceae. The record is from the annotation of a GenBank genome assembly.
GACGAUUGGCUAUUGACCUAAUUCAGCAAUUCCCAACCUGUUGUACAUGGAUAGGUAUGUGUACAUGUGUACGCAUCGCCGAUGGUUGCUCAAUGUACCUAUUUGUGUGUCCGUCACUCCUCUCUGCUUCUCUCUCUGUCACCAGUACAUAUGUUCUCUCUACGGAAGGGUCAAAUAUUGAGCGCAACAACACCCAUCACUUCCCCAAUCUACAUGUACAGCAUCCAUGCUGUACAUGUAUAAAGUGUAUCAAACUACUACACGGCCUACACUUACGCAUUGAUAGACCGGACCAGAGGAAGUACCAUGUACAGAGGUACAUAUGUAGACUUGUUCUCCCGCUGGCGGGACAUCCACCGUCCAUGCAAUUGUUCAACUCUUCCUUCUGCAUCUGA